Molecule: messenger RNA, 1464 nt
Organism: Rotaria socialis
Lineage: Eukaryota; Metazoa; Rotifera; Eurotatoria; Philodinida; Philodinidae
Source: the annotation of a GenBank genome assembly
AUGGCUACAUUCCAACAAACAGUCGAUACAUAUAUUAUGUGUGGUCCUUUUAUGAAAAAAACCGCACGCCCAAAUGUUCAAUCUUCUAUUGAUCAAAUCCAUGAAGAAGUGCGUGAUAUGUAUGGUUUGCAUUUACCUGAUUAUUGGUGCCUGAGCUUUUAUAGUAAUGAGUUAAAAAACUUGAAUAUACUUAAUCAAAAUAUAUUAGACUCUCGAUUGAAUCCAUAUCAAUUAAAUUCGCCUAUCAAUGUUAAAGACGUCAACGAUGUAUUUCAAGGUAUCUUAUUAUUUGUUGUUGAUCGUGCAACUGAAGACUUAGACUAUGCUACAUCGUCAGAUGCUCUUGAUUUGCCAACGUUGAUAAAUGUAGAGGCACGAUCCGAAGAAGAUGUACCUGUAAAUAACUACGCUGCAAUAGACCAUAACGAAUCUCAUACAAAACAUCUAUCUCAUGCAUUGCUUCAAGAAGAACCGACUGAUACAACGAUGAUGAAUAUACAAACAGAUCAAAUAUGCGCAAUCGGUCAGUAUAAUAUGCAACACUCAUCAUAUAAAUAUUCUACUCAAAAUCAACCUGAUGAUAUUUCCCAUUCGAAUCAAAUCAUUUCCGAUAAUGACCCUGGUCUAGAAAAUAUAAUCAAUGAAGCAUUAUUUAUUUUGGAUCCAUUAAAUCAAAGCUUGAAUGUUAACCCCUGUACAUCAAAACCUAUUACAAUUACAGUCGGUCGUGCAGUUCCUUCACAACAAGAUUGUUCCUUGUUAACUUCAAGCUUGAAUUGUUCUCAAAGUUUGAAUGAACUAAACGUAUCACCAAAUCAACAGAGCCAGCGUUUACAUUUUUCACUUGAUCUCAAGCGCGAAUCAAGACGUAGAUAUAAAUCUGAUCAAUACAAUCAAAAACAAGCGGCAAAAUCCAAUGGUUAUAUUUCUCGCAUACAAGGCAUUAAGACAAAUAGACCAGCAAAGUCCUCAGUACUACCAAGACUUCGGAUACCUAAAAUAUAUCGAAAAAAUCCCAAUGCAACACUUGACAUUUUUGUUGUCACGGAAAAAUUAAACAAUGGAAAACGAAGUUGGGUGAAAGAUCGCAAUAGAGGAUUUCUACCAAAAUGUUUUACACGUCAUACAAAGCCCACUAAUCCUAUUGAAUUUCAUACACUUCAAACUUGUCUCAAAGAUCACGGCGAACUCAUAUUAGAUCUUCGAAUGACAACUUUGUGGGAUAAAUCAGAUUCACCAGAUGAAGAAAUAUAUAGUCUUAGUGAACAAUUGGCUAUUGCAUUACAUCCAGCACAACAUGAAUCAUCAUCACGUUUAUUGUGUGUUAUUAAAGAUAAAAUUAAAAAUUCAUACCGAUGGGAAACAGCCUGUCUAUCGAACUUCAUUGGAUUAAGCAAAAAACCGAAACCGAAACCGAAAUCAGAAAAUAGUAAUACUAAAAGUUCGAAUUGUAUUCACUGUUAA